This is a messenger RNA of Nakaseomyces glabratus, 705 nucleotides long. It is a transcript of the gene RPC31, whose product is annotated as DNA-directed RNA polymerase III subunit C31. NCBI's taxonomy places the organism in Eukaryota, Fungi, Ascomycota, Saccharomycetes, Saccharomycetales, Saccharomycetaceae. The record is from RefSeq and is a predicted model, not a curated record. Gene Ontology annotation, cellular component: RNA polymerase III complex. Gene Ontology annotation, biological process: transcription by RNA polymerase III.
AUGAGUGGAAGGCGAGGUGCAGGAAGUGGUGGCGGUGCUAGAUCAUUGCCGUUUGGUCUCGGGUAUCAGGAUAUUGGACCAAACAACAUUGCUGAAUUUCCGAGCUUAUCAUUACCUGUUAAUGGCAAUGUGAGUAGCAGAGAUCGUUCCAUUGCGUUAAAGUAUAUUAAUUUCAAUGCUGCGCUUAGGGAAAGUCCAUUUUUCACAGGCACAUUGGAGGCGGCUGAAGAAGGGGACAAUAAGAACAAGAAGAAAGGUAAACGUGAGCUUGUUAACAAUGAAGGGCCAUCAGAUGGGAUAGCGAGAUACUCUGACAAAUACUUGAAGAAAAGGAAACUUGGUGUUUCGAUUGAUGAGCAUCCGUUUCAUUUGGAGCUGUUCCCGAAGGACCUAUAUGCUGUCAUGGGUAUUAAUAAAAAGAAGCUCAUGACGUUAUCAAAAUUCAAUAAUGAGGAUGACAUAUUUACAGGAUCUGAACAAGAUGAAGCUCUAGGUUUAUCGAUGCUGGAGAAAUACAAGGAACUCGCUGAAGAAGUUGACGAAGAGGACGAGAACAAGAAGGAAGAGGAUGGUACUGAAGAACCGGUAGAUGAUGAAUUUGAUGAUGAAGACGACGAUGACGAUUACAACGCCGAGAAAUACUUCAGUGGUGGUGACGAUGAUGAUAUCGGUGAAGAUGAUUAUGGUGAUGAGCCUGCAUUUUGA